AGGAAUUUGAAUUUUAUGAAAGCCAAUAUUGUGCUACUACAGAAAAAUCUCAAUUAGAUUUAUAUUUGGAAGAGCCUAGGCUAAAUCGUGUGGAACAUGCUGAAAUGGAUAUAUUGCGGUAUUGGAAAGAUAAUCGAUUUCGAUAUCCUGAUUUAUCUCUUAUGGCGCGUGAUGUACUUACUAUUCCUAUCACAAGCGUUGCAUCAGAAUCUGCAUUCAGCAUUGGAGCCCAGGUUCUUAACAAAUAUCGAAGAUCACUUUUGCCGGAAAAUGCAGGAGCAUUGAUAACAACUCGAAAUUGGUUGUUUGGUUACGCAAUGGAUCCAAGUGAAGAAAGAGAAGAAGCUGAACAAUUAGAAGUCAAAUUUGAAAAUCUUUUGAUUAAUGAUUUGGGAGAAGCUUCGACAAACAAUCAUGGCUAAUUAAGUUUUUUUAUUAUCUUUUGAAAAUUGUAAUCUUGUGAAUUUUUAUGGAACUCAUUUAAAUUUGGUUUUGUUUCUAAAUAUUUAACUGUUAUAUUUU
Messenger RNA from Malania oleifera, 522 nucleotides. Its product is annotated as zinc finger BED domain-containing protein DAYSLEEPER-like. Bases 105 to 422 code for a protein of 105 amino acids. Gene Ontology annotation, molecular function: protein dimerization activity. NCBI's taxonomy places the organism in Eukaryota, Viridiplantae, Streptophyta, Magnoliopsida, Santalales, Ximeniaceae. The transcript is spliced from 2 exons. The record is from RefSeq and is a predicted model, not a curated record.